Messenger RNA from Ostrinia furnacalis (Asian corn borer), 334 nucleotides. RefSeq names its product mediator of RNA polymerase II transcription subunit 15-like. The annotation marks the transcript as partial. The record is from RefSeq and is a predicted model, not a curated record. Lineage: Eukaryota; Metazoa; Arthropoda; Insecta; Lepidoptera; Crambidae. The transcript is spliced from 2 exons.
AUGUCUGCAGGCGUGAUGGGCGGUUCAGGCGUGGGCGUGGGCGGUGGCGGGCCGAUGCCGUCUCCUUUGUCGGGGCUGGGCGCGCUGGGCGCGUGUGGCGGCAGCCCUUCGCCCUCGGCGCCGCAGACGCAUCUGCAGCACCACGCGCCGCCACAAAGAGGCGUAGGCAUGGGCAUGGUGGCGUCCCCUUCAUCUUCCCUAAACACACCCGUAGGGGCAGGCGUGGCUUCCCCAGGGGGGGAGGAGGCAGCUUACCGGGAGAAGGUCAGACAGCUGUCGAAAUACAUCGAGCCGUUAAGGAAGAUGAUACAUCGGAUGGCUAGCGAGGGGGAGA